Molecule: messenger RNA, 1734 nt
Organism: Balaenoptera acutorostrata (minke whale)
Lineage: Eukaryota; Metazoa; Chordata; Mammalia; Artiodactyla; Balaenopteridae
Gene: SLC22A12
Product: solute carrier family 22 member 12
Biological process (GO): transmembrane transport
Molecular function (GO): transmembrane transporter activity
Source: RefSeq, a predicted model, not a curated record
AUGGAGCAACAGGAGGAGGCCAGUGGGGCUGGCGUGGAUGCAGGAAGGACAGGAGAGGAGCCUACAGAGACAGCAGAGGCUGAAAGCUCCACGGCCUUUUCCGAACUCCCAGACUGAGUGGGCAGCCUGGGCAGGUUCCAGGUUCUCCAGAUGGUGGCCCUGGUGGUCCCCAUCAUGUGGCUCACCACUCAGAAUAUGCUGGAGAAUUCCUCGGCCGCCAUGCCCAGCCACCGUGGACAACGGACACUGGACAACAGCACUACCCAGGCCAGUGUCCCCGGGGCCCUGGACCCUGAGGCCCUCCUGGCCGUCUCCAUCCCACCGGGCCCCAACCAGGAGCCCCACCAGUGUUUCUGCUUCUGCCAACCACAGUGGCAGCUCCUGGACCCCAAAGCCACGGCCACCAACUGGAGCGAGGCUGCCACGGAGCCAUGCGUGGACGGCUGGGUCUAUGACCGCAGCACCUCCACCAUCGUGGCCAAGGGGGGCCUGAUGUGUGACUCCGAGGCCCGGAAGCCCACGGCCCAGUCCAUCUACCUGGCCGGGAUCCUGGUGGGAGCUGCUGCGUGCCGCCGAGCCUCUGACGGGUUUGCGCUCAGGCUGGUGCUGACCUGGAGCUACUUUCCGAUGGCCGUCUGGGGCACGGCAGCCGCCUUCCCCCCCACCUUCCCCGUGUACUGCCUCUUCCGCUUCCUGGUGGCCUUCGCCGUGGCGGGCGUCAUGAUGAGCACCGGCACUCUCCUGAUGGAGUGGACAUCGGCGCAAGCCCGUGCCUUGGCAAUGACUUUGAAAGCCCUGGGCCUCAGCUUCGGCCAGGUCCUGAUGGCCGCAGUGGCCUACGGUGUGCACGACUGAGCGCUGCUGCGGCUGGCGGUCUCUGCCCCCUUCUUCCUCUGCUUCGUGUACUCCUGGUGGCUGGCAGGGUCAGCACGAUGGCUCCUCGUUACAGGCAGGCUGGAGAGGGGCCUGCGGGAGCGACAGAGGGCGGCUGCCGUCAACGGGAGAGCAGUGGGGGACGCACUGACCAUCGAGGUCUUGCUCUCAGCCACGCAGGAGGAGCUGAGUGUGGGCCAGGCUCCUGCCAGCCUGGGCACCCUGCUCCGCACGUCUGGACUGGGCCUCCGGACCUGUGUCUCCACCUUGUGCUGGUGUGCCUUUGGUUUCACCUUCUGCGACCUGGCCCAGGCCCUGCAGGCCCUAGGCAGCAACAUCUUCCUGCUCCACAUCCUCAUCGGGGAUGUUGACAUCCCAGCCAAGACAGGCACCCUGCUGUUGCUGAGCCGCCUGGGCCACCGGCCCACACAGGUGGCAUCCCUGGUGCUGGUGGGGUUCUGAAUCCUGGCCGACAUGCUGGUGCCCCACGAGGUGGGGGCCCUGUGUUCAGCCCUGGCCGUACUGGGGCUCGGUUGGGGUGCCGCCUUCACCUGCAUCACCAUCUACACUGGCGAGAUCUUCCCCACUGUGCUCAGGGUGACCGCAGUGGGCCUGGGCCAGAUGGCGGCCCGAGGGGGAGCCAUCCUGGGGCCUCUGGUCCGGCUGCGGGGUGUACACGGUGCCUCCCUACUGCUGCUGUACGGGGCAGCACCAGUGCUGGGCGACCUGGCUGCACGGCUGCUGCCCGAGACCCAGAGCUUGCCACUGCGCGACACUACCCAGCAUGUGUGGAGCCAGGCAGUAAAGAAGGCAACACACAGCACGCAGGGGCGUCUUGCUCUGAAAUCCACACGAUUUUAG